Molecule: messenger RNA, 3114 nt
Organism: Notolabrus celidotus (New Zealand spotty)
Lineage: Eukaryota; Metazoa; Chordata; Actinopteri; Labriformes; Labridae
Product: heat-stable enterotoxin receptor-like
Exons: 25
Coding region: 1-3114 (1037 amino acids)
Biological process (GO): protein phosphorylation; receptor guanylyl cyclase signaling pathway; cGMP biosynthetic process
Molecular function (GO): peptide receptor activity; ATP binding; protein kinase activity
Source: RefSeq, a predicted model, not a curated record
AUGUACAGCACUCAGAGUUUAUGUUACCUGGGAGUGUUGAUGUCGGUGAUCGUGUCGGUGAACUCCAACAAGAUGCUGGAGGAGUGUUUGUCAUCGAAGCGUACUUUCUACCUGAACGUCGUGCUUCUGGAGGACAACACGUACGAGUGGAGCCGGCCGUUUGUGCAGCUGGCCGUGGAACGAGCGAUCGAGGCGGACAGGCUGGAGAACGAGAAACAAGGAUUAAAUUUCACUUUGACGGCCAACUACAACGGGUUCAACACCAACAUGUACAACCGGCAGGGCUGUGGGAGCAGCACCUGUGAGGGAGUGGCUAUACUGAAGGUGCUCCAUAAUAACGGGGAGGCUGGAUGUGUCAUGCUUGGUCCGUCCUGCACCUUUGCGACCUUCCAGCUGGUGGAUGAGGAAAUCGGCCUGACCCUGAGCGUCCCCAUCAUCUCAGCCGGGAGCUUCGGACUCUCCUGUGACUACAAAUCCAAACUGACCCGGAUUCUGCCCCCAGCACGCAAAAUCACAUCUUUAUUGAUCCACUUCUUUGAAGAAAAGUUGCCAUUUAAGGACAAGUGGAAGCAAGUCUACGUCUACAAGAAGGCCCACAACGUGUCCGAGGACUGCUACUGGUACAUCAACGCUCUGGAAGCAGCUUCCAACAACUUUGCCACAAGGAUGAACAGAGAGAUGCUGCGCGGGGAGGACGAGCUCAAGGAGGCCAUCAGAAAGAAGAACAGACACAGCAACAUUUUCAUCCUGUGUGGGAGCACUGAUGACAUCGCUUCGAUUAAGAGUCUGCCGGUCAACAUCGAUAAGGAGAUCAUCUUCGUGCUCCUCGAUAUCUACAACCCUUCGUAUUACAUCAACACCACGUCCAGUAAGACGAUGCAGGACGUGGUGGUGAUCACUCUCCCGCAGAGGAACUACGACUCUGCAAACUCCACGUACAACGACACGAUUAACGACUACGUGGCCGGGUACCACGACGGGGCUCUGCUGUUUGGGAAAGUCCUCCGAGAGAAGAUGCUGAGUGAGCAGCAGAACGGGAGAUCCUACGAAGACGUGCCUCUGAGCGACAACCCGUUUGGAAACAUCUCCUUUGACGGUAUGGGAGGACACUAUGUGCUGGACGAGUACGGAGACAGAGACGUUAACUUCUCUAUACUUUACACGUCCGGCAUCACCAACCAGUAUGAGACUCUGUUAGUGUUCGACACGUCCCAAAAUAAAUCCAACGUGGAGGACCCACACCCGGCCCUGCAGUGGGAGGGGGGCCUCCUGCCCCAAGACGUGCCGAAGAAUCCCAACGAUUUAAACACGCAGGAUGUGAUCGUGAUCGUCCUGAGUCUCAGUGUGGUGGUGGUCACAGCCAUCGCCCUCAUCUUCUACAGGCAGAACAGGAAGGAGCGUCUGCAGCAGAAGAAGUGGUCUCACAUCAACCCACACCUGAUCGCCCCGCUGGAUGAGAAGGAGGUCUCUCUGAAGAUCGAGGAGGAUAAGAGGAAGGACUCCACUUACUUCAGCCAUCGAGGACGCUACGACAAGAAGCCCGUCAUCCUGAAAGAGUUGAAGCACACUGAUGGAGACUUCACAGAGGACCAGAGGAUCGAGCUGAACACUCUGCUGCGGAUCGACUAUUACAACCUGACCAAGUUCUACGGCACGGUGAGGUUUGAGUACGCCGUGUUCGGGGUGUUCGAGCUCUGUCAGAGGGGCUCGCUCAGGUACAUCCUGAACGACAGGAUCUCUUACCCAGACGAGACCUUCAUGGACAUGGAGUUCAGGAUAUCCGUCAUGUACGACAUCGCAAAGGGCAUGUCCUACCUCCACUCCAGCAACAUUAACGUGCACGGACGCCUCAAGUCCACCAACUGUGUGGUUGAUAACCGCAUGGUGGUGAAGAUCACUGACUUCGGCUGUCACACCAUCCUGACGCCGGGCAGAGACGUGUGGACGGCGCCCGAGCACCUCCGCAAAGAUGGAGUGUCUCAGAAAGGAGACGUGUACAGUUACGCCAUCAUUGCUCAUGAGAUCAUGAUGAGGUGCCCGCCUUUCUAUACGAAGUACUGCUUUGAUCCCACAGAGAAGCUCUACAGGGUCCAGUAUCCCAGCGGCAUGAGCGUCUUCAGACCAGAACUCAACUUUGAGGGAGCGUCAGACCGAGAGAUCGACCUGUAUAACCUGAUAAAGAUCUGCUGGGAUGAAGAUCCCGAGCGGAGGCCUGAUUUUAAGAAGAUCGAGUUGACUCUGGGAAAGAUCUUCAGCAAUUUGCACAACCAAGACAGCGAGACGUACAUGGACAACCUGAUCCGGCGGCUUCAGAUGUACUCCAGGACUCUGGAGCGUCUGGUGGAGGAGAGAACCUUUUUGUACAAAGCAGAGAGGGACCGAGCGGAUCAACUCAACUUCAUGCUGCUGCCUGGCCCCGUGGUGCGUUCACUGAAGGAGACCGGAGUGGUGAAACCGGAGCUCUUUAAGGAGGUGACCAUCUACUUCAGCGACAUCGUGGGAUUCACCACCCUCUGCCACUACAGCACCCCCAUGCAGGUGGUCGACAUGCUCAACGACAUCUACAAGAACUUUGACAGCAUCCUGGACCACCACGACGUCUACAAGGUGGAGACCAUAGGGGACGCCUACAUGGUCGCCUCAGGUUUGCCUAAACGUAACGGUGACCGGCACGCGGUGGACAUCGCCCACAUGGCCCUGGACAUCCUGGCUUUUGUGGGGACCUUUCAGCUGCAGCACCUGCCCGGCAUCCCUCUGUGGAUCCGGAUCGGGGUGCAUUCAGGGCCGUGUGCAGCAGGAGUGGUGGGGAACAAGAUGCCUCGUUACUGUCUUUUUGGAGACACGGUCAACACAGCUGCACGCAUGGAGUCCUCUGGCCUUCGUAGGCGACCACACACACUCACUCACUCACUCAUCACACUCAUCACAUCAGUUCAGGUUCAGGACUAUCAGCCUGUUCAGUCUCCUCUCUGCUCUCUCGAUGACACAUCAGGACCAAUCAUUCCCUGGAGGGCGUCCAGCCCUUCAGUCUAUCAUCCCCUUAGACCCUCAGCAGCUCCAGCUCCUCACAGAGAGACCCAAAGAAGAGAACACUCGGGUACUUACUGGCAGUGA